GUGAAUUGGUAUAAAAAGGCUGCCAAGUUGUCGAAACAUCAACAGUCUUUAGGCAUUGGAGCUGAGUAUCUAAUCCGGAGCAGUUGUAGCAAUGAAGUUAACUAUCGUUCUAUUGGCCCUCGUUGGCCUAGUGGCCGCCACUAGCGUUUCUUCGCCCACCAAGGUUACCGUAGCCGAUCAUGCUUUCUUGGAGAAACAGAAGUUCCUCUUCGAAAUCGUUUACCGCGUGGAGGAUCCACUGAUGUUCGAGGAGUACAUCAAGAUGGGUCACACUUUGGUCUACGACAAGGCACUUUACACCCACUUUGAUCAAUAUAUGGAGAUGUUCUACGAAUCCUAUAAAAUGGGCGCACUCUUGCCCAGAGGUGAAUUCUUUGGUGCACUCGUUAAGACUCACCACAAGCAAGCUUACGGUUUAUUCAACUUCUUCUACUACGCCAAGGAUUGGGAAACGUUCCAAGCCAACGUCGCAUGGGCUCGCAUCCAUGUCAACGAAGGCAUGUUCGUCUAUGCUUUGACUUUGGCUGUCAUCCAUCGCGAUGAUUUCAAGGGUUUGAUGUUGCCAUCCAUCUACGAAAUCUUCCCACAAUAUUUCCUCAACAGCAAAUUGAUUUAUCAAGCUGAGAAAUUCGAUUACAACACCUGGAGUAAAUACACUCAAUACGAAAAGGAAUUGAACGAUGUCUACCACAAGAACCACCGUAUCUAUGAUAUCAUAGACUAUGGUUACUACACCACCGCUGAUGGACACAAGAUCGAUAUGCGCAAACCCGAAUCUAUUGAACUCAUCGGAAGUUACAUGCAAUCGAAUAUUGAUACUUUCGAUAGAUUCUUCUUCAGCUAUUGGAAUAUGUUAAGUCAUAUGUAUCUCGCUGAUGUGGACUACAACGAUUUUGAGAUAUAUCCAAAUGUUUUCCUCAACUUCGAAACUAUGAUGCGUGAUCCAAUGUGGUACAGCUUCUACAAGAAAGUUGCCGAUGUCUUCUACCGUUUCAAUUAUCAUUUCACACCAUACACACAAGAAGAACUGUUUGCUCAAGGAGUUCAAGUCAAGGAUGUCAGCGUUAGUGAAUUG
Bactrocera oleae (olive fruit fly) is the source of this 1075-nucleotide messenger RNA. The record is from RefSeq and is a predicted model, not a curated record. Lineage: Eukaryota; Metazoa; Arthropoda; Insecta; Diptera; Tephritidae.